AUGGGUUCUACACAAUUUGGGAAUUUCAACGUGAGUCUGCCGACGGAAUUCGAUACGUCUACUCGUUGCGCGAAAGGGAAGUUAACCAAUGGGGAUCUUCGCGAACAGGACUUUUGCAGAGAUUCGACCUUGCCAGUUUGCAAUCUCUUUGUCGCCCACAACCAACCCCCUAAUGAAGCCUACGACGGCUGUGCCCUCACCGGUAUCGACCUGGGCAAUCAUCGAUAUCUCAGCAACUUAGGAUCGAUAUUACUGGCAUUCAUAUCCAUCUUAGUAUCGCUCUUUCUAUUAUGGCGAUCGGAACGGAAACAGGCCGCGGUUGGGCGAAGGGAAAUGCAAUUGUUCCUUCUUGGCUUCAUUAUCGUCGAGAUCUGCGAGAUCUUCACCGUGGGCGGCUUCCCUCUUGACAGCGCGGUGCUGAAGGGGUUUACGGCAGUUCAUAUCGCUGCGAUCACCGCGACAUGCUGGAUCCUCUUCUUGAACGCUCUUGUCGGGUUUCAGUUCCUUGACGACGGUACUCCUGUUUCGCUCGGUCUCUGUGUUGCUUCUGCCCUGGUGUUCUUCAUCGGUACCGGUUAUAUCGCCCUAGAUACUGCUUUCGACUGGACCGGAGAGUUCGCGACAAACCCAUCUAAUCACUAUCGAAAUAUCGCCCUCUACGUACUGUACCAGCUCUUCCCCCUCGUCCUCCUCGUGGCAUUCUUCGUUCUGGAAGCUGUCUUGGUGAUCCGGGUCCUGGGCGAGUUCCGACCAAUGUUGUAUCUGUCCGCCGCGGGUCUGUUGUUCGCCAUUGGCCAAAUAUUCAACUACGUGAUCAGCACCCAUCUCUGCCAGGCGUCGCACGGGAAAAUCAACGGCGCCUUAUUCGAGACAUUGUUCACCCUCUUGUCGGUCGUUACGGUCUGGAUAUUCUGGAGCAGUAUAACGGAAGAUGACUGGCCGAUGCCGAUGGCUGUAGGCAGCGGCUACAACUAA
Messenger RNA from Aspergillus fischeri NRRL 181, 975 nucleotides. RefSeq names its product chitin synthase export chaperone. The coding region runs from base 1 to 975 and encodes 324 amino acids. Gene Ontology annotation, cellular component: endoplasmic reticulum membrane. NCBI's taxonomy places the organism in Eukaryota, Fungi, Ascomycota, Eurotiomycetes, Eurotiales, Aspergillaceae. Gene Ontology annotation, biological process: protein folding. The transcript is spliced from 6 exons. The record is from RefSeq and is a predicted model, not a curated record.